UUUUUUUUUCUUCUUCUUUUCUUUUGUUCUGAAAGAACUUAGAUGACAAUAUUUUCUAAAUUUACAAAAAGUAAUUCUAAUGAAAAAAAUAUACAUCCUUGGUCACAACGCAAAUUGAAUGGAAGUAAUAAUGCUUUGCCAAGAAUUGGACAUGGAGCAACAGCACUUGAUAACAACCACUUUUUAGUUUAUGGUGGAACUCACAAAGGAGGAAAUAUAAAGAAAAAUUUAUUUAUUAUAGAUACAAAUACUAUGACAGCUAACUCUGUAACAACGAUGGGUGACAUACCUGCUGCAAGAAGUUUUGCUUCCAUCAUUUCAAUAGGUUCAUUUGUAUUACUUUAUGGAGGUCAACCAAAUGUUCCAAAUGAUGUUUGGGAUCCCUAUUUUUAUGUUUUACAUACAAAUACUCGUCAGUGGUCAAGAGUGAGGACAAAAGGAAAGUUACCAAGUGAAAGAGCAGGCCAUUCAACUUGUGUUUCUGAGGAUGGUAUUAUGUAUGUUUUUGGAGGUCAUUUUCAAAGAAAGUAUUUAAACGAUUUAUAUGCGUUUAAUGUAAAAGAAUAUCCUUCAAAGGCUGAAUGGGAUCUUAUUAUGUAUAAAAAUCAGGGACCUUCUCCAAGGUCUGGCCAUAUCUCUGUUAUUUACGAAAAGAAACUAUACGUUUUUGGUGGUAUCAAUGCAAAUCAUUUAUAUAAUGAUAUAUGGUCUUUUGAUCUUAUUACCUAUACUUGGCAACAAAUUCCCGCUGUAGGCUACAUACCCGCACCAAGAGAAAGCUGUGCAGCUGCCUUAGUAGAUGAUACAAUUUAUAUAUUUGGAGGGAAAGGAUCGAACGGAAAUAGUCUUGGUGAUUUAUACGCAUUUCGUAUAAAAAGCCAAAGGUGGUAUAUGUUUCAAGGUAUGGGUUCACCUCCUUCUCCUCGAUAUGGGCUUUCAUUAACGGUUAUUCAAAAUAAAAUAUAUGUGUUUGGAGGUGAUUCUAUCAAUGGGAAAUCAGAUGAUAGUAAUUAUGUAUAUAUUCUAGAUUGCUCUAAAAUAAAAUACCCACUAGAGGAAGAAGUAGUUAAUAUUAAGAUGAACUCCCCGGUAGAAGAUACACCAUUAAAACAACCAAAUUCAAGAAUUGAUUCCAUAUUGAGUCCUAAGCAUCGAAUAUCUCCAGCUGAUGAAAAAUUAAACUCACCAACAACCGCAUAUUCAAUAGAAAGCAACUCUAGUCAUCCUAGUAAACAAAGUCAUGAAUCAUCAUUAGCUUCUUUGCCUUCUGUACCUCCUCGACCUUCUCGUGAGGGAGUCAUGUUGGAUAAUGAUGUACUUUGUCAGAAGAAACAGUUAUUAAAUGCAAAUAUGAAAAGAGAGUCAUCCCUUUUACCUCCUUUACGUACAGGUUUACAAAAGCAUCGACCUUUAACAUCACCCAUAAAUAGACCCAUGAGUGUGGAUGAAAGAAAGACAUUCAUGAAAGAAAUUGUUACACGAGAUACAAUUAUUAACGAAAUGAAGAAAAAGGAACAAUGGUGGCGUACUGAAGUCUCAAUUGCUAGACAGAUGCGACAGCAACAACAACAACAACGAAUGAAUCAUGAUGAAGAGCCCUCACUCAUACAGUUCCUUGAUGAAAAUAAUCAAUUGGACAGUGAAAAGCUCCUUUUAUUUGAACAACUUGUCUCUGUUAAAACUGAAUUAAAGAAAAUCAAGACUCAUCUUCAUAAACAAUCAGAACCGAUGAUGAAAAAGAUAGAACAAGCAGAGAAUGUGCGAACGGCUGCCUUGGAAGAAGCGGCCUAUUACAAGGCAAAAUACAUGGCUCUUAAAUCACAUGAUAAAGAUGCAUUUGAUUUACUCGAGUUAGAUCGAACUAGCGUAUUAGAAAAGAGGUUAACAGAGGCCUAUGAGGUAAAGGAAGACAUGCAACGCGAAUUACAAAAGAUACGUUCGCAAUCAGAGUAUGAUAAAGAGGCAAGAAUGUUGGCAGAGGAAAGAGCGAAAGAUGCUCAACAACAAUCUGAAAAGGCGCAGGAAGCACAUCAGAAAACGUUAGAGCAAUUAACAGAACUUUACCAAAAAAUGAAUCAAUUAGAGGCACAAAGUAGAGAGGAUGCAGCCAAGAUAGCUGACUUGUCAAAUCAACUUGCAAAUCAACUUGCUUUAUCACCAAAUGAAGAUCAACGUAUUAAAAUAGCACGUUUAGAAGCUGAAAAUAUCAAGUCUAGAAAUGAAAUCGCUAUGCUGUUAAAGAAACUAGAAGACUAUAAAGAUGAAGAAAUGAAUUUAAAAAUGUUAUUAAAUGAUAAGGACCAGGUUUAUUCAGAGGCUAUGCUUGAAUAUGAAAAGACCUGUAUUGAAUUAGAGUUACUAAGAAACUUAUCUAUUAAGCGUCAUCAUCAAAAUAACUUGAUGGAUGUAACAACAGUUGUAUAAAAUAUAUAUAUACAUAUAUAUAA
Cokeromyces recurvatus is the source of this 2447-nucleotide messenger RNA. RefSeq lists its product as uncharacterized. NCBI's taxonomy places the organism in Eukaryota, Fungi, Mucoromycota, Mucoromycetes, Mucorales, Mucoraceae. The transcript has 9 exons. The record is from RefSeq and is a predicted model, not a curated record. Gene Ontology annotation, molecular function: protein binding. The coding region runs from base 43 to 2424 and encodes 793 amino acids.